Molecule: messenger RNA, 1134 nt
Organism: Geodia barretti
Lineage: Eukaryota; Metazoa; Porifera; Demospongiae; Tetractinellida; Geodiidae
Source: the annotation of a GenBank genome assembly
AUGGGCGCCGAGGUCAUCAAGAUCGAACGUCCCGGCGUGGGCGAUCGGGCUCGGGCAAACGACCCGUACAUCGACGGCCCGGACGGGACGCAGGUGAGCGCCCGUUACCUGGGCGUUAACCGCAACAAAAAAAGCGUGGCUCUGGAUUUAAGGGACCCGGUCGCCAAGCGCGCGUUCAUCAAUAUGCUGCGUGUUUCGGAUGUAUUGCUGGAUAAUUGGGGCCCCGGCGCCAUGGAAAGGCUGGGUUUCGGAUACCCGGCGCUGGCGGAGAUCAACCCGGGGUUGGUGUAUGCCAGUAUCACCGGAUACGGCGACAGCGACGGCUUACGGGGUCCGUAUUCCAACUGGCCGGCCAAUAACCCUUGCGUUCAGGGAAUGGGUGGCUGGAUGGCAAUGACCGGAGCGCCGGAAAGCGGCCCGCAGAUGGUGGGCGACAACGUGGGAGAUUCAGUACCGGGGCUUUGGACAGCGCUGGGCGUUUUGCUGGCCCUGGAAUCCCGUCGCAAAACCGGCAAGGGUCAGCACGUGGAUAUGUCGAUGUAUGAUUGCAUGGUGGCCCAUACCACCAGCAGCAUGCCCCUAUAUCAGGCUACUGGACAGACCACGACGACGGCGCGGGAGAACAUGUUUUCAGCCCAACUCGCGCUGCGGGCAUCAGAUGGAUACGUAGUGUUGGCAGGGGCCGGCGACGCCGACGACAAAUGGCGGGCGUUGUGGGCAUUGGCCGGUCGACCCGAGUUGGCGGACGACCCCCGUUUCCUGGGACGCGGAGUAACCGGGCCGUUUUAUUUCAGCCACAUCGUGCCAGCGAUCGAAGAAUGGUCGGUGCACCUGCCCAAGCGCGAAUUGAAUCAGAAACUGCUUGAAUGUGGGUUCUCGAUGGGAAUCGUGCAGGACACCGAGGAUUUGGACCGGUGCGAGCAUCUGGAGGUUCGCAACAUGUUCGUGGACAGUGGCGAUACGUAUGGCCGACCCUUCCGGACCGUGAAUACGCCGGUACAAUUGACCGGGUGCGAAAACACUCCAACCAACCCACCGCCGCGGUUGGGUCAGCACAACCGGGAAGUGCUAUGCGAUAUCGGCGGCUUGACUGCGGAAGAGCUGAACGAACUUCAGUCGACCGGCAAGGCCUGA